Phaeoacremonium minimum UCRPA7 is the source of this 750-nucleotide messenger RNA. RefSeq names its product putative hcp-like protein. The transcript has a single exon. NCBI's taxonomy places the organism in Eukaryota, Fungi, Ascomycota, Sordariomycetes, Togniniales, Togniniaceae. Bases 1 to 750 code for a protein of 249 amino acids. The record is from RefSeq and is a predicted model, not a curated record.
AUGGGCCUUCGUGACAUCCUCAAGAAGAAGGACCGGAUUGAAGAUGGAGAGCAGGAUCCCGACACCGUCAGCCGCCUCGCCGCCCCCGAGUUCACCUUCAUCCGCUCCGACACAUACACCCAAGAGGUCAUCCAUCCCCCGAGCGAUCCCGCGAGUCUGAACGGCGACGAUGACAACUACCUGACCGCCAAGGACAACAACUCGUCGCGCGCCAGGAAGAGCCUUGACGUCUUCAAGUCGCGCUCGCGGGGCUCGUCCGUUUCGAGUAAAACGAGCACGACUGAGAAGAGGGAAUCCACACACAGACGCCUCUCGCAGAGGCUACAUCUAAGUCGAGCGCCGGCGAGCUCGGAGAAUGUACCGCAGGACUUGCCCGAGAUCGUUGCGCCUGUCGAAGGACAGGAAGAGGACAAGGAAGGCACCGAGUUACAAUGGGAAAAGAGAGCUACAAUGUUGGCCCAGACGGCCGGAGAGAAAGAGGCACUACAUCGAAGCCGACCAAGCUCGCCUAUCAAUUCAGUAUCCGUGGACUUCGCCCAGAUGCAGGUAGCAGACAGGAGCACAAGGGGAGCUUCACCCCAGAACGGAGUAGUGUCCUCCCAGGCCAUAGAUGCUGAUAUCCAGGAAGCUAUUCGGCUGCAUGAGGCAGGGGAGCUGGAGCAUUCAACGCGCAUCUUUGGCAGGUUGGCCGAUCCAAAUGGCGCAAACAAUCCCCUGAGUCAAGUGCUCUACGGGCUUGCAUUGAGGUAA